Molecule: messenger RNA, 1713 nt
Organism: Abrus precatorius (Indian licorice)
Lineage: Eukaryota; Viridiplantae; Streptophyta; Magnoliopsida; Fabales; Fabaceae
Product: F-box protein At2g26160
Exons: 1
Coding region: 69-1205 (378 amino acids)
Molecular function (GO): protein binding
Source: RefSeq, a predicted model, not a curated record
AAUGUUAUUGGAAGACAGAACAGAACAAGAAAGAAGUGAAGCAGUGUGACUUGGUUCACCGGAGAUUGAUGGGUAAGACGAAGACAGUGGAUUGGUCUCAUCUUCCCGAUGAACUGUGGCCUCUCAUAGCAAAACAUCUCAUCGCCACAAUCGAUGUUCUUCGAUUCCGCAGCGUCUGCAAAUCAUGGCGCUCUUCCCUCCCUCUCCCUCUCCCUCACUCUCACUGUCACACCCUUUUCUCUCCACAAAUUCGUAUCCCACACGCCAACUUUCAUCUUCUACAAACCAAAAUAUACCGUCUUGAACCUCACCUUUCUCAACACUCUUCACUUUCCUCUUCUUCUUCAAACUCCAAAGGGUGGAUCAUAAAGGUUGGCGAAUCCAAAUCCAUCCCACUUCGCCUCUUGGACCCUUUCACCAACGCCCGCGUCUCACUCACCCAUCGGAGAUUCCCAUCUGAUGCUUCCCCAAAGGUGUUGAAUUUGGUCAACUUUCGGGUCGUUGAGUUGAUCGAAGCAUAUACGCUCAAUUUCGGAAGUGGGCUUUUGGACGAGGAAGAUGAAGAUCAAGCUGAACUUGGGUUGUACAUGCCUGUUCCUGAAAUUCGUAAGGUGGUAUUGUUUGAGGGUCGCAUGGUGUUUGCUCUGUAUAUGGACGGAAAUUUGGGUGUUUCCAUUAUUGGAGAUGAGAAUUGGAGUGUGCUCGAUGGUGGGAACCAGCGUUAUGAUGAUGUGAUGCUUCACAAGGGGCAGGUUUACGUUGUGGAUAAAUGGGGAACCAUUUUGUGGAUCGAUUGUUCGUCUUUGAAGCUGGUUCAGUUUUCGCCCUUCUUGUGCGGUUUUGGUAAGAGGAAGCAUUUGGUGGAGGCUGGUGGAAGUCUCUAUGUGGUUGAUAUGUAUAUUGAAGGGGAACCCGACAACCCUAUGGGGAUGUACUAUGAGGUCAUUGAUAUUAAGGUUUAUAAGCUUGAUGAAGAAUGGGGUAGGUGGCUAGAUGUGAAAAACUUGGGUGAUGUUCUGUUUGUGUUGGGUAAAGACUCUAAUUUCUCCUUGUCAGCUCAAGAUUACUAUGGGUGUGAAGGGAAUUGCAUCUACUUUUCUUCUGCUGGUAGAGCUUGUGGUUUCAGCUUGGAGAGUUCCAAAUUCAAGUCUCCUAACCUUUUCUGGCCUUGCCCUUCUUUGUUCCAUCCCAAGUUCAAUUUGUAAGAAUAGUAAUGCACAAAGCUCAAGUUAAUGGCUUCUAAGGAAAUAAAGGAGACUUAUGGUGUGUUUAGAUUUACGUUUAAAUUCGUAUGAAUCCACGUUUACUUUAACAUUACUAGUUAUAACUUUUGCAUUGGAUUUAGGUCAGGAACGUUUGGGAUUUUAUUUUGGUUAUAUAUUCAUUCAGACUUGUCUUCUAGUUUGAGUUGUAAAGCAAGACAGGUAACAAUUUUCAGGUAGUUUCCUUUAGUUCUUUGAUCUACCUAAGAAAGAAGUGUGCCGCGGUUAGAAGUGUCUAAUUGUUGUGCCUUCAUAAACUCGAGGAUUACAAGCUACUUUGUCGAUGUAUGGAUCAUCAUUCUGUAAUGGUCAUUGGUCAGUUCUUAUGCUUCCAAGUUAGCAGAGAUAGGAUAGGUGAAGUGUCUUAACAACUCUAAGUAGAAACUUUUAGUUCAAGUUAAUACUAUCUGCUGCUGGUUAUGAAUUUAUGAUCAUUCUAUUAUAAUACAAA